GUCGACAUAUGUACUGUCAGUCACAUUCGAAUGGCAUCAAACCUAAGGCAUGUCGAACAAUCAGUUACUCGGGGUCUUCGAGACCACGAAGCACUGGCACAGUGCAAUGUGUUGCACCGGGGUGUAAAGGAAAUGAUAUGUUGCUCGACAGAAAAAAUAUUCUCUGUGUCUUCUCACGACUGCAGCAGUGUUCUCAACGCGUACAUAUGUAAAUGACCCAUUGUUCAUACUCGAGAGAUCAAGAACCUACGGAGGAAAUAUGUGAAAGCAGCGAACUGUAAGUUCCACCGCUUUCAAGCAUGAUUCUCCGCUCGUUCGUGCCUCCAGUAGUCAAUCAUGUGGUCCCUUCAUCAGUAUGACUGACAGAACGCUAGGAGCACGAUUCAACAGACCGCGAUCUACAACGCACAUCCAAAUAAUUACACCUUCAGAAUUGUCUACACCAUCGUUCAAGAAGGCGAUCCAGUGACUUUCCGAAGCAUCCAAAUCGUAACGUUAGCGAGAGACAAAUCGGGAGAUGAGUGCUAAAGUGAAAAUCUUUGAGAUAACACUGCGGAGGCCAUGCAAGAGAGCCGGCACGGAGAAGCAGUGUGGCGCAAGCUAAUCCAUCGGUGAGGAAUAAUCACAUCAGUCACAGACCAGCUUAGAGGUCUCAGAGCUGUGUUUGUGAUAGGAAGAAGCCGGAGCUUUAGUACUGGACCAGAGAAGUGAGGGUGACUUGCGGAGCCAUGAGGUUCUUAGAAUCUUCCAUGGAUUCCUCGAACCGAAACCCUAAAUGCAGGUAGCUUUGGAAGUAGGUCUUCUUCUAAACUUCCACUCGGGGGAGCGCUGCACAGCAUGCGUUCGUUACGUUCACCAAAAAUGGCUGACUUAAAUGUAGUGCGGUAAAAAAACCG
Marchantia polymorpha subsp. ruderalis is the source of this 896-nucleotide messenger RNA. The record is from the annotation of a GenBank genome assembly. Lineage: Eukaryota; Viridiplantae; Streptophyta; Marchantiopsida; Marchantiales; Marchantiaceae.